AUGUCUAAGUCAGAGUCUCCUAAAGAACCCAAACAGCUGCGAAAACUCUUCAUUGGAGGGUUGAGCUUCGAAACAACAGAUGAGAGUCUGAGAAGCCAUUUUGAGCAAUGGGGAAUGCUCACAGACUGUGUGGUAAUGAGAGAUCCAAACACCAAGUGUUCCAGAGGCUUUGGAUUUUUCACUUACUCUACAGUGAAGAAGGUGGAUGCAGCCAUGAAUGCAAGACCACACAAGGUAGAUGGAAGCGUUGUGGAACCAAAGAGAGCUGUCUCACGGGAAGACUCUCAAAGACCAGGUGCCCACUUAACUGUGAAAAAAAUCUUUGUUGGUGGCAUUAAAGAAGACACUGAAGAAAAUCACCUAAGAGAUUAUUUUGAACAAUAUGGGAAAAUUGAAGUGAUUGGAAUCAUGAUUGACCGAGGCAGUGGCAAGAAGAGGGGCUUUGCUUUUGUAACUUUUGAUGACCACAACUCUGUAGAUAAAAUUGUCAUUCAAAAAUAUCAUACUGUGAAUGGCCAUAACUGUGAAGUAAGAAAAGCCUCAAAGCAAGAGAUGGCCAGUGCCUCUUCUAGCCAAAGAGGUCGAAGUGGUUCUGGAAACUUCGGUGGUGGCCAUGGAGGUGGUUUUGGUGGGAAUGAAUUUGGUCAUGGAGGAAACUUCAGUGGGCACGGUAGCUUUGGUGGCAGCCAUGGUGGUGGUGGAUAUGGAGGCAGUGGGGAUGGUUAUAAUGGAUUUGGUAGUGAUGGAAGCACUUUUGGAGGUGGCGGAAGCUACAAUGAUUUUGGCAGUUACAACAAUCAGUCUUCAAAUUUUGGACCCAUGAAGGGAGGAAACUUUGGAGGCAGAAGCUCUGGCCCUUAUGGUGGUGGAGGUCAAUACUUUGCCAAACCACGAAACCAACAUGGCUAUGGUGGUUCAAGCAGCAGCAGUAGCUAUGGCAGUGGCAGAAGGUUUUAA
Orycteropus afer afer is the source of this 957-nucleotide messenger RNA. The record is from RefSeq and is a predicted model, not a curated record. Lineage: Eukaryota; Metazoa; Chordata; Mammalia; Tubulidentata; Orycteropodidae.